AACACCAAAAAGUUGCACUAGCUAGUGAUUAUUAUUGAUUACUCAGCAAACCUAUUCUUCUGACACACAAAAUUUCAUUCAACACAAGUCAACAUCUAUACACAACAAAAGGGUGUACAAAACAAAGUAAUGGCCCAAAAAUUCAUCACAUAAUCAAACUAUAAACUAAAAAAGAAAAAUGUUAAAUGAUAUGAACAAUAAAACAUAACACAUUCAUAUUCAUUCAAAACCUCAAUCAACCUCACCAAUUCAUCACUCUCUCACUUCAAUGCAUCAACCUUAUUUACAUUUUUAGACAACCUUAGAAACCAACCAACCAAACCAACCAAAACCAUCUUGAGCUAAACAAUGAAGAGUCAAAAUAGCUUAAUUCUAGCUUAUUAUCUCUUUCUCAUUCUCAUUCACCAUUUUACUACAACAAAAGCUUCUUUUGGUGUUGGUGUAGGUGUUGGGGGUGGAGUUGUUUGGAUAGGGGGUGGAAAUAACAACAAUAACCAAAACCCAAAAUCCUUUGAAUCUCCAACAUCUAAAAUGGAUUCAGCUUAUUCAGUUCUACAAACAUGGAAAUCUUCCAUCACUCAUGACCCUUUAAAGAUUCUAGAUUCUUGGGUUGGUUCAAAUGUUUGUUCAUACAAAGGAAUUUUCUGUGCAAAUCCUGAAAAUGGAAUAGCUUCUACAACAGCUUCUGCUUCAGUAGUUGUUGCUGGAAUAGAUCUAAACCAUGCAAAUCUUAAAGGAACAUUUGUAAAAGAAUUAUCUUUACUCACUGAUAUGACACUUCUUCAUCUCAACAGUAACAGAUUCAGUGGAACAGUUCCUGAAAACUUCAAAGAUCUUGUUUCUCUUCAAGAGUUAGAUUUAAGUAAUAAUCAACUUUCUGGUUCUUUUCCUUUGGUUACUUUAUAUAUGCCAAGUCUCAUUUACUUGGAUAUAAGAUUCAACUUUUUCUCAGGUUCAUUACCUCAAGAGCUUUUCAACAAGAAUCUUGAUGCUAUAUUUCUCAACAAUAAUCAAUUUGAAGGUGAAAUUCCUACAAACUUAGGUAAUUCACCUGCUUCUGUGAUUAACUUAGCUAACAACAAAUUGAGUGGAAAUAUUCCAGCUAGUUUUGGUUUCAUGGGAUCAAAGAUAAAAGAGAUUUUGUUUCUGAAUAAUCAGUUAACUGGUUGUAUACCAGAAGGAGUUGGACUUUUUACUGAAAUGGAAGUUCUUGAUGUGAGUUUCAAUUCAUUGAUGGGUCAUUUACCUGAUACAUUAUCUUGUUUACAGAAUAUUGAAGUGCUUAAUUUGGCUCAUAAUCAGCUUUCUGGAGAAUUAUCUGAUAUAAUCUGUUCUUUGAGAAGUUUGGCUAAUCUAACUGUUGCUUAUAAUUUCUUUUCUGGGUUUAGUCAACAAUGCUCAAAGCUGAAUUUUAGGAAUGUUGGUUUUGAUUUUUCACUUAAUUGUAUUCCUGGGAGGAUCAUGCAGAGACCUGAACCUGAGUGUUCUAUGAUCCCAGGUGGAAGCUUAAGUUGUCUCAGAAUUCCAACACCUAAACCUCUUGUUUGUGGUUCUAUGUAUGUAAGUGCUUCUAAGAACACUGAUUCCACUUCACAAUCACAUUCUCCUUGAUAGUUACAUGACGCACAAACACGGACACCAGACAUAAUACUGACACUUAUACGUGGAAUAAUUAAAUGUAACCAUAUGUGUCAGUGUCGGUGUUGGACACUUACAUAUGUCUGAUAUCAAAUGAUAUCAGGCACGUCAUAAAUCUAAAGUGUUGUGCUACAUAAGUUAAGUUAGAGUAUAGUUAGUUAAAGAUUGUUCUUGGAUUUUUCUAUUAAUUAGUGCUACCACCAAUAUUAUUAAUUCAGACUCUUUUGAUUUAAA
Trifolium pratense (red clover) is the source of this 1872-nucleotide messenger RNA. RefSeq names its product leucine-rich repeat extensin-like protein 4. The transcript has a single exon. NCBI's taxonomy places the organism in Eukaryota, Viridiplantae, Streptophyta, Magnoliopsida, Fabales, Fabaceae. Bases 349 to 1611 code for a protein of 420 amino acids. The record is from RefSeq and is a predicted model, not a curated record. Gene Ontology annotation, molecular function: protein binding.